Molecule: messenger RNA, 1481 nt
Organism: Heteronotia binoei (common prickly gecko)
Lineage: Eukaryota; Metazoa; Chordata; Lepidosauria; Squamata; Gekkonidae
Gene: AS3MT
Product: arsenite methyltransferase
Exons: 11
Coding region: 256-1365 (369 amino acids)
Biological process (GO): arsonoacetate metabolic process; toxin metabolic process
Cellular component (GO): cytosol
Molecular function (GO): arsenite methyltransferase activity
Source: RefSeq, a predicted model, not a curated record
CAUUCAUCCAACCGAAACGCCUGUAGCCUGUAACAUAGGUAAGAACUACUGCAAAGUAGACGCGAAUGCCUUGAGGAAAAAGGCGGCCCUCCAGCAGAAUCAGCAGCGUCCCCCGAAACGGAUCGCUUCCACCUCCGGCAACUUGGUUUUGCCUCUCCUUUCAUAACACCGGGCCACGCCCAUUUUGGAAAUCUCUGCGUGCUUCCGUGCUGCGAGGGUUCGGGGCUUGAGAACGGGCUGUGGAACGCAGCACACAUGGCUGCCCAGCGGAUAUACAAUGAGGUGCAGGAUUACUAUAGCAAAGAAGUGACAAAAACAACGGAUCUCAAAACCAGUACUUGCCUAACUACAGCGAAACCUUUGCCUGCAUUUGUCAGAGAAGCACUCCAGUGUGUGCAUGAGGAGGUCUCAGCGAAGUACUAUGGUUGUGGCCUGGUGAUACCAGAGUGCCUAGAAAACUGUUGGAUAUUAGAUUUGGGCAGUGGGAGUGGAAGAGAUUGCUACAUGCUCAGUAAACUGGUUAAGGAGAAAGGACAUGUCACUGGGAUAGACAUGACUGAAGCUCAGAUAGAAGUAGCAAAGAAGUACAUUGACUAUCACAUGAACAAAUUUAACUACCAAAAUCCCAAUGUAAACUUCAUCCUUGGAUACAUAGAAGAACUGGGAGCAGCAGGCCUGAAGGAUGAAAACUAUAACCUCGUAAUCUCCAACUGUGUAGUUAACCUGUCUCCCAAUAAAAGAGCCGUCCUGCAUGAGGCCUAUCGAGUGUUAAAGACAGGCGGAGAGAUGUAUUUCAGUGACGUAUAUGCCAGCCAUGACCUGCCUGAGGAGAUCAGGAAACAUAAGAUCUUGUGGGGUGAGUGCCUAGGUGGAGCCCUUUGGUGGGAGGAUCUGUACAAAAUAGCUGAGGAUGUUGGAUUCUUGCCACCUCGACUGGUGACAGCCUCUCGAAUAACCAUCAAUAAUAAGGAGCUGGAAAGUGUUGUGGGUGAUUUCCAAUUUGUUUCUGCCACUUUCCGCCUGUUUAAGAUUCCCCAGGAUGACUCAUCCCAAAGGUGUGAAGUUAUUUACAAUGGAGGAAUCACUGGAUAUGAAAAAGAACUAGAGUUUGAUGUUAACUACAAGUUCAAGCAAGGAGAAGUGGUAGAAGUGGAUAAGGAGACAGCAACUAUUUUGCAGAACUCCAGAUUUGCUACGAAGUUUCUGAUCCGUCCAGUGGAGCAGAUGCUGCCAAUUCCUGAAAGCUGUACUGCUGAGAAAGCGAAGGAUAAGAUUCAAAAUCCCUUUAAAGUAGUGGAGCAGAUGGAGGCAAGAGUACCUAAACAGACUGCUUCAGGAUGCUGUGGGUCUAAAGGAUGCUGUUGAACCUUGCAUUGUACUAUCAUCAGAAAGAAGAGUUUGGAAUGAUUCAUCAAAACAACAGAUGAAAUGAGGGCUUGUGAUGUCUGAGCAAGCAUGAAAGUAAAGGCAUAAAUAAUGUC